This is a messenger RNA of Westerdykella ornata, 1089 nucleotides long. RefSeq lists its product as uncharacterized. NCBI's taxonomy places the organism in Eukaryota, Fungi, Ascomycota, Dothideomycetes, Pleosporales, Sporormiaceae. The record is from RefSeq and is a predicted model, not a curated record. The transcript is spliced from 3 exons. Gene Ontology annotation, cellular component: membrane. Bases 176 to 1000 code for a protein of 274 amino acids.
UAUCUACACAGCGGCGCCUUUCACCUGAAUACGGCGUCCGUUAUACCCCUGCGACGCCCCGCUGUUCAGUCGGGCGUGGAGACCCGCACUAUGUACCAGCAGUCCGGCGUUGGCUUACUUACCUGAGAUUUGGUAUUUGUAUCACAAGCCUACAUUCCGCCUCCACACCCUCACAAUGGCCGAAAAAGCUGCCUCUGCUUCCGGUGACCUGCGUUCUGCUGCAUCCAGAGCUCAGGAUCUUAUCACACGAGGCGAAUACCGCAUAAACCCAGUCGGAACCACGCUCUUCGUCCUCCUUCGCUCGCUCGAUCCGCUCCUACAAUAUUCUAUCCUCGCUCAUGGUGCUGGGACAGCGCUCCUCCACCGCGUGGGGCUGCGAACGCUUCCGCCCGGCCUUCCCACACAUACGGGAUAUCCAAUCAUUGAUAAUCUGGGCUUGUCUCCAUACAGGCUGAUCCUGCUGGGCAUGGCGGUUGGAAGUGCUUUCAAGCAUGACAUCUGGGCGGUAGCGAUUGGUGCUGAGCCGAUGAGUCCCCAAGUCGCGCUUGUCGUCAGCGUUUUCAACACGUUGGUGAAUAGCAUCAACAGUUACGCCUUCCUGCUCAGCGUGUCUUCGGCAUCCGCCCAGUCCACUUUCCCGCAGCCGAGUCUCAUCGUGGGCAGCGCACUCUAUGUGACAGGAAUCUUGAUCGAGCUCAUUGCUGAAGUGCAAAGGAAGCGCUUCAAGGCCGAUCCAAAGAACAAGGGAAAGCCAUAUACGGGCGGCUUGUGGAGCUUCGCACGGCAUAUCAACUACGGCGCAUACACGAUCUGGAGGGCGGGAUAUGGGACGGCUGCUGGGGGGUGGGCCCUCGGGAUCCUGAAUGGUGCUUUCUUCUUCUAUAACUUUGUCACUCGAGGCGUCCCUCUCCUUAACGAGUACUGUGAGAAGAGAUAUGGUGCGGACUGGGAAGCAUUCAAGCGCCAGACAAAGUAUGCACUCAUCCCCGGUAUCUAUUAGCCGCAGAGGGAAGAGCUGGCAAUUGUGUUACUGUGACUGCACCUCGCAGUAUUCCAGUCUACGAAGCGCGUACACGCCUUGUGUUCAUA